Lottia gigantea (owl limpet) is the source of this 2288-nucleotide messenger RNA. RefSeq lists its product as hypothetical. Gene Ontology annotation, biological process: positive regulation of TOR signaling; cellular response to starvation; regulation of autophagy. NCBI's taxonomy places the organism in Eukaryota, Metazoa, Mollusca, Gastropoda, Lottiidae. The transcript has 9 exons. Gene Ontology annotation, cellular component: lysosome; Gtr1-Gtr2 GTPase complex; nucleus. Gene Ontology annotation, molecular function: GTPase activity; GTP binding. The record is from RefSeq and is a predicted model, not a curated record. Bases 13 to 1098 code for a protein of 361 amino acids.
AAUAGUUCCAAGAUGUCUUAUACAGAAGAUGAACAAGUCGUGGGGUCGUUUCCGAAAGGGUUUGGUUAUGGACCAGAAGAAACAGAUUCAGAUAUUGGAGCCAGUGGAGGAGAAGAGAAACCGAGAAUAUUGUUAAUGGGACUCCGAAGGAGUGGUAAAUCUUCAAUUCAAAAAGUCGUCUUUCAUAAAGUAUCACCAAAUGAAACUUUAUUUUUAGAGAGUACCAAUAAAAUCGUUAAAGACGAUGUAUCCAACAGUUCAUUUGUUCGCUUCCAAAUCUGGGACUUACCUGGUCAUAUAGAUUUCUUUGAUCCAACUUUUGAUUCUGAAAAUAUAUUUGGAGGCUGUGGGGCUUUAAUAUUUGUCAUUGAUGCUCAGGAUGACUAUAUGGAUGCCCUAGUAAGACUUCACCAUACAGUAGAAAGAGCACAUAAAAUUAACUCCCAGAUCAAGUUUGAGAUAUUCAUACAUAAAGUAGAUGGUUUACUCGAUGACCAUAAAAUAGAAACACAAAGAGACAUUCAUCAGAGAGCCUGUGAUGAUUUAGAAGAUGCAGGUUUAGAAAAAGUUAAUUUAAGUUUUCAUCUAACAAGUAUAUAUGAUCAUUCAAUAUUUGAAGCAUUCAGUAAAGUGGUACAGAAAUUGAUACCCCAGUUACCCAUUCUAGAAAAUUUACUCAAUAUUCUCAUAUCUAAUUCUGGGAUAGAGAAAGCGUUUCUAUUUGAUGUAGUGAGUAAAAUCUAUAUAGCUACUGAUAGUUCACCGGUAGAUAUGCAGUGUUAUGAACUGUGCUGUGAUAUGAUAGAUGUAGUUAUAGAUAUUUCCUGUAUAUAUGGAAGUCGUGAUGACGGGGCGUUCGAUGACCAAUCAGCAGCCAUUAUUAAACUUAACACAAAUACUGUAUUAUAUCUUCGUGAGGUCAAUAAAUAUCUAGCGUUAGUUUGUAUUUUACGUGAAGACAAUUAUAACAAACAAGGUUUAAUAGACUACAAUUUUCAUUGCUUUAGAAAAUCCAUUCAAGAGGUGUUUGAAGUCCAACAGAAUAAAACCGGUGAAAGUUUAGUGGCUAAUGGAACUGUCAGAUCUCACAAGACUUAGUACUUCCAGGAUUUUCAGUGAAAUCAGACAAAAUUUCAAUCCCAAUUCCUCGUAUGUUUUACAAAAAAUCUUGUGAUCAAAGUUGGCUGAUGUUUGAAUAUUUACGCCUCAAAAAUUGAAGUAUUUUACCUAUUUAUGUGUAAAAAUUUAGACGUUAAGAUACCCUAACACCAUAGUGAUUACCAGUUGUGUAUGGUUGUGAAUAAUGAAAGUGGUCAUGAGUAUCGAAUGCAACACACAAGUCAGUUACGGUCGAAUCUUGGUUGAUUCGUAAUCAUACACAGCUGGUGAUCUCUAUGGUGUAAUGGGUCAGAGGAUAAUUUUGUUGCAAGAUUUUUUAUGAAAAGGGAUCUAGUGUAUGACUGUGUAUGUGGAUUCUGUUGUAUUAACUGUUCAUGUCUGGCUACGUAAAGAAAUGUUCAAUAGUUAAUAUGGUGCUUAAGCCUUGUUAUUUUAAAUGCCAGUUCAGUUUGACAGUGGAACAUAGAUCAUCCGCUUCAAAUAAAAUCGUGCGGUUUAACGCAAAUUCUCGUAGCUGAAACAUGCCAUGUUUUAACUAGAGUUGUUUCCCUUUUGUCAUGUAUUUGCGCUUGUUGCACUCCCAACAUUUGCACAUUUAAAUGCUUUAAGUUCAUAGAAAUGCAUAAUAUAGUUAUUUUUUACCACAGUGAUGGCUUUUACAUGCUAGUUUGUAAAAAAAUGUUGCCAAAAUAUGUCGCCCAUUUGAUUCUUUCCUAAAUUUUCACCACAUUUUUUCUAAACUAGAUUGAAUUGAGUAUUUGAUAAAGUAGCUCUAAUACCCUGGUUCCCAACCUGGGGUGUUUUCACCCCCUGGGGGUGUGGGACUAGGGUUUCAGGGGUGUGGUCAUCUGGUGUAGAAGAAAUUGAGAGAGCACCUCACAUCAUCACAUGCUGAAAAUGUGGAUGAAACAAAUUUUUGGGGGUGUGAAAGGUCCAGGUGAUUACUCCAGGGGUGUGAAGGCUGAUAUAGGUUGGGAACCACUGCUCUAAUUGAGUAUUAAUCUAUAACUGUGAGAGAUUGCUAAUUAAAGUGAACAGUUUGUGUUGAAAGUUGUCCCCUAUGUGCACCAAUAUUUUUGUCCUACUGUAUAUUAUUCUGUGUAAAUUUUGUAUAAAGUAAAAUUUGUUAUAUGUAAAUACUAUUUAUAAUAUAAAGACUCCAAAAAUUC